AGACGUAAUAUUAACAUUGCGCAAUUCUCAAGUUACUCAAGUCCUUUUUGUUCUUUUCAUAGUAUCAUUUUCAUUUCACUUAUCGAUUAUACAUCAUAUCGAUACCCGUGAAGGGCGUGUCUUAGUUGACGCGCAUGGUCAGAUAUGUGACCAAAAAAAGAAAGAAAAAAAUAUAUUUAUAAAUAGUAAACAAACAUUGUUUGUGAAUCAUGGCCACUACUUAUAAUUACGUUUAUUUACAAUUUUUCUUCUUGUGAAAGGUCGAAAAUCAUUAUCACAGGAUGAAACUCAUUAGGAUGAUCAUUAUGUAAUGAGUAAAAAGAAUGGGGAGUAGGUACUUCAAGAAUAUUGUUUAAGUCCAUUGUUUUAGAGUAGGAAUUUUAUAAGCCUGAAAAUGACGACAGAUGAUUGGAUUUACUUCUCUUGUUUAUUAUCAUCAGUAUCAUUUGGUUAUUAUCUCCGUCAAGUCAAAACUUUGCCAUCAAAGCAGCUUCUGUGUACCAUCAUAGGUUUUAUUCUUCUUUUCAUUCUCUCAGGAUUUCAUAUAUUGCACCAUGUGAUACUUACUGUUGUUAAUGCUUUGAUUGUUCUAUAUGUAAAUAAAAGAUGUUGCCAUAUUGUAAGCUUCUUGUAUUGUUUCUGUCAUCUAAUGCUCACUCGUACAUUUCAAUAUGUUGGUAUUCCACCAAUUCCAGAACUGCCUAACACUGCCUUGAUGAUAAUGGUCUUAAAAAUGGUAGGUUUGGCUUAUGAAGUUAAUAUCCAUCAUUUAAAUUUUUUAUCAUCUGAUGCAGGGGAUAAGAUAAAAGAAGAAUACACCCGAAUAAAACCUACCUUUACUGAUAUUAUUCAGUACUCUUUCUGCUAUGCAGGCUUACUUGUUGGACCGUAUUAUAGGUUCCGCACGUAUGAAGAUCUAUUCAAGAAGCCAUACAGCAUGAAUGUCUCACAUUCCUCAUUCUUAAAGAAAAGGAUCAUUGUUGUGCCAUUGUAUGCAUGCCUCUAUCUUCUUACAGAUUACUUUUUUCCUCUUGAAUUUGCUUCGUCCCAAGAGAUCUGGACACUGCCAUUUAUGCACAGAAUUUUUUACGUGUGGCCAUGGUUUUUUAGCUUUCGUAUGAGAAUUUAUGUGGCAUUUGUGCUUGGUGAAUGUAUCUGCAUAAAUCUGGGACUGGGUGCUUAUCCCGAGAAAAGCAACACUCAACCGGGUGCUGGACCGACUAACCUCAAUGCUCUUCAAGAGAUCGAUAAUGAUUCUAAAGCCCUGGCGACAGCAACAUAUAAUUUUGAAUCAAUUAGAUGCAUGAAUGAGCUUGCUAGUGAAUUCAGACCCACUAUGAGGGAGGGUAUCAGAUAUUGGAAUAUGACUGUUCAAUAUUGGCUUGCAAUUUAUAUUUACAGAAAAACUGCAGCUCCAAAACCUGUGAAAAUGCUUGUGACAAUGUUUGUAAGUGCCAUUUGGCAUGGCGUUCACCCAGGCUAUUAUUUGUCGCUUCUGGGCACUCCGCUGCUACUGAUAUCUGAAAUUGAGGUGGAAAAAGCUUUCCGUAAGAAUGCAUCUGCGACGAGUCAAAAAAUUUAUGAUUUCAUUUGGUACUUCAUAAAAAUGCAGUGCAUAUCAUAUAUGGGUGUUGCAUUUAUUCUUUUAGACAUUGGAGUUAUCCUUCAUUACUGGAGCUCUAUUUAUUAUACGGGACAUUUUUUAAUAUUGUUUUUAUUUGUUAUUGCUUUUGUAAAAAAUAGAUUUUUAAAAAAAGUUGUUAAGAAAGAUAAAAAAAUAAUACCAGAGCUAAAAGAGUCAAAGUCAUUAUAAGCUAUAUUUUCAAGAAAAAGUCACCCAUAACUAACGCGCUUUUAUAGGAUAUUAAAAACAUUUUUUAGCUAACUAUGUACCUGAUUUUUACCUUUUUAUACCAGUUAUUUACCAAUUCAGCAUUAGCCUCUUUUUAAAUAAUGAACUUAAGGUGGCAGACUUUCAAAGAAUAAGUUAACGUUUUUCUCUAUUCUUUUUCUCAGACUAUUACAAGACUAGACCCAUUCAUCACCUUUAAGUCUGGUUUAUGGAUAGGAAAAUGUGCAGUAAUGGCGCUUUUGAACCAGAUUAUGUGAGUGGACAAGGUCCAGUCACAACGCUGUAUUGGUCAAACUGUCGAGAUUAUAAAUGUAGAAAUCCCUGUGGCAGAAUUUUUCGGGCUUUUUGCGACAAACCUCUCUAGCACUAAUAUCUUUCUACAAGAUACUUUUUAAAAUAAUCGUUACUAAUUUAAAGUGACAAAAACGUUGUG
Messenger RNA from Parasteatoda tepidariorum (common house spider), 2285 nucleotides. Its product is annotated as membrane-bound acylglycerophosphatidylinositol O-acyltransferase MBOAT7. Gene Ontology annotation, biological process: lipid modification; phosphatidylinositol biosynthetic process. Gene Ontology annotation, molecular function: lysophospholipid acyltransferase activity. The record is from RefSeq and is a predicted model, not a curated record. Gene Ontology annotation, cellular component: membrane; mitochondria-associated endoplasmic reticulum membrane contact site. NCBI's taxonomy places the organism in Eukaryota, Metazoa, Arthropoda, Arachnida, Araneae, Theridiidae.